AUGUCUUUAAUUCAACGUUAUUCAAUUGAACAUUCAUCUAUUACUGGUGCUAAUCAUCAAAUUCAGAAUGAUAAUACAUCAAUAGCACAGAUUGUGAAUGAUGUAGCAGCUAUAAAACAACAAGAUGUCGAUGAAAAAUGUUACUUUCAUUCACUAAAUGAUCGUUUUGAAGAUUUACUUCAUUAUUUAGAUAGCUUGGAAUUAGGAAAUAGAAAUUUAGGUAAUAAUCUUAAUUUAUUGAUAACAAAUUGGGGAAUCGCCGAAGAAAGUCAUGCUCAAUUUUUACAUGAACUUAAUAAUUUAUUACACAAUUUAUCCGAACAAAACCGUUGUAAAAUAAUUGCACAAAUUGAAACAAAAAUAUUUGAUGAACAAAUACGAUUAACUGAUCGUAUUCAAGCUAUUUUUCUUAAUGUACUCAAUUCAUAUAAUGAAAAACACGAUAUAUUAUUUUACUUAAUAAAUCAAUUAGAAAAUGAAUCACAUAAGAAUCAACUUCGACUUGAUAUAAGUAACGAUCUAAUAAAAUCUCAUGAGGAUGAUUAUCAAAAAGAAUUAACUAGAUUUCGUUUCUAUCUAUCAGAAUGGUCACAAAUGGCAUUAGAUAAACAAAAUUUAUUAAAUGAAAUUCAAUCACUUAAAGAAUAUUAUAAUCUUCGUUUACGUUAUAAUCAAGAAGAAAUUAAUGAAUGGAAACGUUUAUUAAAUCGUUUAACACAAGAUUCAAGAAACUUUUAUCGAGAUUCUUUAGAAACAAUAAAACAACAAUUACAAAUUGAUUAUGAACAAAUGCUUAAAGAACAACACAUGGAUAUCGAAAUAGAAUUACUAACAAAAUUAAAAGAAAUACAAGAUAAAAUUCAUAUGAAUUCAUCUAUUGAUGAACAUGAUGAACAACGAUGUCGUGAAGAAACUCAACAUUUCGAAAAUUGCCUUCAGGAGCAUACAAAAGAAUAUGAUCGUCUUGAAUCUGAUUAUCGAAAAUUAGCUGAAGAAAUUCAGCAUAAACGACAAAUAUUAAAAGAUCUUGAAAAUCAAGUUAAAACAAAAGCACUUAAAUAUGUUGAACAGCAUGCUCAUCUUGAACACGAUACUGAUUUAACACGUGCAGAAUAUUAUGCAUUAAAAGAUGAAUUAGAUAAAUUAGUUUAUACACUUCGUUUUAGUAUUGAAGAAGAAUUAAAAAUUUAUGAAGCUUUAUUAAAUUCAUUAGAUCGAGAAAGCAAUGCUGAUUCAUCUCAUAAUACAUCAACUCACUCUCGAUUAUCUAAAACCAGUAUUACAAGAACAACGGAUAUUGAUCAUUCAUCGAAAUGUCAACCUUCACUUGUAUCAAGAAAUGUUAUAUCAACAAAAUAUAAUGAAAGUAUUAAUCGUAAUCAAUAUGGAAUUCAACAAAAUAUACUUAAUCAUAAUCAAAACACGACAACACAAACAAUACGACCUUUUGUAUAUGAGACGGACGAACGAGAACAAAUGAGUAGAGGCAUGAAUCGAAACGAGCACGAUAUGUCAGAACGUGAUCAGGAAUAUGAACAAAGCAUAACUCAUGUUAAACGAAAGAUUCGUAUUAAAUCUGUUGAUAUUCAAGGUUGUUUUGUUGAUAUUGAAAAUAUAGGUAAUCAACCGUAUGAUCUUACUGGAUGGUAUAUUGAACGAAUAGUUGAUGGUCGACAUAUGAAUUAUACAUUUCCUGCAUUUAAACUUGAUUCAUAUGAAACCGUUCGAAUUCAUGGAAAUUAUGAUCAACAAUCAUCAUUAUCAAUUACAGAUGGUUCUUAUCUACAACUUAUUGCACCAAAUUUUAAUGAUUGGGAUACAGGACAACAAAUGCGUACAGAGUUAUUUAAUCGUGAUAAUAUUGUUAAAGCACUAUUUGAACAAACAAUAGACGAUUAA
Rotaria sp. Silwood2 is the source of this 1899-nucleotide messenger RNA. The record is from the annotation of a GenBank genome assembly. Lineage: Eukaryota; Metazoa; Rotifera; Eurotatoria; Philodinida; Philodinidae.